CUGGGAGGGAGCAUGCGCACCUGGUGAAGCAAGGAUGGACUCUGUGAUCCCUAGAGGGGAGGGACUCUCGGGGAGGGCUGUGUGGGCGGAGGUGGCUGCAGGCGGGGACAGGCGAGCGCUGCGUCUCCACGCACAACCAGACGGAGCCGCCACUGCGGAGCUCCAGCCCAGCUCCCUGAGCAUCCUCCCAGCGCCCCUAGGUAUCAAACGCUGCGCCAUGGCUAAGGCCACCGACUCCUGGUCCGACCUCGCCCUGGUCUUCUGGUUCGCCUGCCUCCUGCCCUUGGGUCCGGCGAGGGUGGCCGCAGGUCUCUAUAACCUUAGUCUUACUACUGAUGGUCCUGCUACCGUGGGCACCGAAGUGACCAUCUCAGCCAGCCUGGAGGUCAAGGACAACGGCAACCUGAGCCUGCCAGCAGACACCCACCUCUACCGUUUCCACUGGAUCCACACACCUCUGACCCUCACUGCCAAGACCGAGAAGAAUCUAACCUCGACCAUCCGAGUGGUGGGCAGCGUGCCUGGGGACUUUCCAGUCUCCGUCUGGGUCACUGCUGUCGACUGCUGGCUGUGCCAGCCAUUAGCCAGGAGUACUCUACUCCUCCCCAUUAAAGAGUCCCUUGUGGGAAACAUAGUUGUUACUCAGAACACCUCCCUGUCUUGGCCGAACUCCUACAUCACCAAGAGAAGUCUUAGACUGUCCUUUCUUCUCCAUGACCCGAGCGACUUCUUCAAGUCCGCUUCCUUCUUCUACCGAUGGGACUUUGGAGACGGGACCUUGUUGAUAACUGACAACUCUGUGGUAUAUUACAACUAUUCGAGCCCUGGAACCUUCACGGUGAAAGUCAGGGUGGUCGCAGAAUGGGAGCAGAUAAAGCCAGACACCACAAAGGGCAUCAUACAGAAGACCGGUGACUUCUCAGCAUCAUUGGAUCUGCGAGAGUCACUUCAAGGCAUCCAGAUUUUGGGGCCCACCCUCCUACAGACAUUCCAAAAGCUGACAAUGAAUCUGAACUUCUUCGGGAGCCCACCGCUGCAUGUGUGCUGGGGCCUCAAGCCGCAGUGUCUCCCACUGGAGGACAGAGAGUGCCACGCUGUGCUGGUGACCCGGACAUCUUUUAACCUGACCCACGUCUUCCAGGACCCUGGGGACUACUGCUUCAUCUUCCGUGCUGAGAAUGCUAUCAGCAAGGCUCACCAGUACCACAGGAUUCAGGUGUGGCCUUCCAGCUUCCAGCCGUUUGUCUUUGCUUUCCCGUGUGCCACGCUAAUCACCGUGCUUCUGGUUUUCCUCAUGUACAUGACUGUACGGAGCGCUGCUACCCAGAAGGACAUAGUGGAGAGCCCAGGGGCCACUGGACUCAAGUGUUGCUGCCAAGUGUGCUGUGGCUCCCUCUUUCUGGACUCACCAUCCGAGUACCUGGAAAUCGUCCGAGAGAACCACGGGCUGCUUCCACCCCUCUACAAACCUGUAAAAACUUACAAUGUGUGAACUCCCACCCCAUACCUCUCAGUAUUCACCGAUCACCCGUCAGGCGCUUCGGGCAGGGUGGCCUAUGCUACUGAGCAGGAGGGGUUUACACAGGCGUGACCAUUUGCUCAGACUGGUCACUGAUUUGUACAGUCCAGCUGACAUCAUCCGUCCUUUGUGUCACCUCCCCACUGUCAUCUAUUCAUCCAUACAGUCUAGUCAGUGCUGUAAGCUGUUCCCAGUCACCCCUCCCCCGCCCCCUCUACCAAGCAGGAUUCUGAUCUUUGGUGUGUUGUGUUAAAAUUCUCCCAAGUGGGUCUGGCUGCCCCUUGAGGCCCCUGGCAAUGCAGCUCUGCCCCAGCCAGAAGGAAGGAGGAAGGAGGUCUCAGAUGGUGAAGGAUGGAUAGUGAAAGAUAACAUGCUCAGAUGGGCAUGCUCACAGCAAGGAAGGGCACACGUGGGUGUGAUGGAGCCCCUCAGAUGAUUUGCUGUAUAUCUGGAAGGCUUGUUGCUGGGAUGGAUUUGAACUGGGCCUCAAAGGUGGUGCCCAAGACCAGCCUCACCUUCUGUCCUUUGUAUCUCUACAGUUCCAUGACCAGGCCAUUAUGUUGCCCCGGCCUGUUUGCUGGAAGCUGGGUGGGGCAUGGGGACAGAAUGAACACCCUAUGAGUAUAGAAUGCUUUGUAAGUGGACCCUCUUUCAUUGAAACCUGUAAGACCAAUGUCCACCGAGGAAAAGGUAAUUGGAGCAAACAGAGGAAAGGUUGAGCUAGUGAGGGUUUGGGAUAGCAGCCUUGUACUACUGAGUCUUGAUGUCUGCGUUCUCUCUCUCUCUCUCUCUCUCUCUCUCUCUCUCUCUCUCUCUCUCUGUGUGUGUGUGUAGUGUAGUGUAGUGUAGUGUGACACCUUACCCACUCAGUUACUUCCAAGAUAGCAAAAGAAAAUAGCAGGAGGCAGAGGGGUGAUAAGGAGAAGCCUGGCAUGGUGGUGCACACCUUUAAUCCCAGCAUCCGGGAGGCAAAGGCAGGUAGAUAUCAGAUCAGAGUUCAAGGUCAGCCUGGUCUACAUAGUGAGUUCUAGGAUAUCCAGAGUCACACAUAGGGAGUUCCUGUUUCAGAAUAAGGAAGGAAGGAAGGGAGGGAGGAAGGAAGGGAGGGAGGGAGGAAGGAAGGGAGGGAGGGAGAAAGGAAGGAAGGAAGGAAGGAAGGAAGGAAGGAAGGAAGGAAGGAAGGAAGAAAGGAAGGAAACAUGGCACAUAGGUGCAGAUGUAAGCUUCCAGGUUUACCCGGGUACCCAGCAUGCCAGGGCGGCCCCCACCUGCUGGAUUAAGGAUGAUUGAGUCUGGGAAGGUAGAUCUCUUGUCACUCUAACUGUUGGCCCUUGGAUAUCCUGCUGAAAUAGUAUUGUCUCUUGUACCGUUCAUUCCCAUGACAUACUGCCAUUGUUCCUGAAUAAAAGCUCCACCAAGCACA
Mastomys coucha (southern multimammate mouse) is the source of this 2942-nucleotide messenger RNA. It is a transcript of the gene Tmem130, whose product is annotated as transmembrane protein 130. NCBI's taxonomy places the organism in Eukaryota, Metazoa, Chordata, Mammalia, Rodentia, Muridae. The transcript has 8 exons. The record is from RefSeq and is a predicted model, not a curated record. The coding region runs from base 35 to 1492 and encodes 485 amino acids.